This is a messenger RNA of Larimichthys crocea (large yellow croaker), 2980 nucleotides long. Its product is annotated as oocyte zinc finger protein XlCOF6. Lineage: Eukaryota; Metazoa; Chordata; Actinopteri; Sciaenidae. Gene Ontology annotation, cellular component: nucleus. Gene Ontology annotation, biological process: regulation of transcription by RNA polymerase II. The record is from RefSeq and is a predicted model, not a curated record. Gene Ontology annotation, molecular function: RNA polymerase II transcription regulatory region sequence-specific DNA binding; DNA-binding transcription factor activity, RNA polymerase II-specific. Bases 479 to 2272 code for a protein of 597 amino acids. The transcript has 5 exons.
GAAUGGACAAAACUAACCACUGGUUCUCGAUGCAGCCUUACACAUUUUUUUUGUAUGUUUCCCAGGCACAUAGUUUGUCCUUCAUUCUAUAAAGGACAGAAUGAAACAAGGGGGUUGCAAUCUGCAGAGCUACAUGCUACUAAAUACUGUGCACUGGUCCUUUAAGUUAGAGGAUUUUAAACACAGUAGUAUGAGCAGAAAGCUGGGCUAGUCAUUUUUUCCAAAAUGAAUAAGAAAUGAUCAGAUUUUAAUGUAGUAAGAGCUAAAACAUAAGUAACAAAAGAAAAAAAAAACCCGCACUUUGUUUGUUAUGACCACUGCCUCUCCUCUAGAUGGCAGACGUCUUCCUCAAAUAAAACCAGUCUGCCAUAAUCACGUGAAGAAGAAAUGAGAGGCACAGCAACAACAACAAGACACUUGGACAACUUGUCCAGUACAGAAAAUUAAAGUCAACCAAACCGUCAAGUUACUCACAAGCAUGUUCAGCCUGCAGUGUGCAGAGAGUCAGAUAUCCGCUCUGAUGGAGACUCUGGUGAAGGCGGCGGUGACGGAGCUCAGCGCGCUUCUGGACGAAGCUACGGCCGCCCAACGCCGUCCUGCUCCGGCUGCAGUAGCUCCUAUGAAAGACGGAGAGGGGAGAGAAGUGACUACACUGGAGGAGAGACAGCACUUCAAUAAAGAUAUAACGAACCAGUUUGCAUCCCUCAUGGAAGUGUGGGCCAAAGGUGCAGUAGAGAAAAUAUUGAUGAUGUUGAAAGUGUCCGUGUGCGAAGCAGAGGACAGUCCUGCCACGGAGCAGAGGGCUGGGCUGGGUCCCAAGACGAAACGGACCAGGACAAAAGCGGGGCAAGUGGCCGGGCCCAAAAAAAACUCUACAUCCAGGAGCUCACGUCAGAAGAAAAAGAAAAUUGAUGGAGGGCUUGAAACAUCAUUAAGAAAGAAGAGUGACCAUAUGUAUAAUCGAGAGGGGCAACGUACUGCAGCAACAGCUGCUGAUGCAGCCACAGGUGAGACUAACUCUGGAUCCCAUUUUGAAACUGAAGCUAUGUUAACAGAACCCAUCUCAGAGCUGGCCUCCGAUGUAAGCGGGGAAAACACUUCAACCGCCACAUCCAAGAUCAAAAAGAAGAAGACCACAGGGCCGUUCAAAUGUCCUGCUUGUGACAAAUCAUUUGCUCUGAAGUGUUUGAUGGACAGACACUACCUGACUCACUCCAAACCUCACCUUUGUUCUGAGUGUGGUAAAUGUUUUGCUGGACUUCGGGGCCUCAUCGCACAUACGAGACGUCACACCGGAGAGAAGCUUUACAAAUGCACAGACUGUGGGACUGAGUUUGCGUACAAGUACACUUUUGACAGACACAUGCGUCAGCACAGCCUGAAGAAGCCGAGCAUCCACAUGUGCACGCUGUGUGAGAAUCAGUUUACCGGGUUGCCAGCGUUUCAGCGACACCAGUGUUGUGCCUUGAAAAAGACGUUUGUCUGCUCGCUUUGCACAGAGACCUUCGAUUGCAGACAGAGUUUGGCCGAUCACGAGAAUCUACAUUCGGGAAACAGAGACUUUGUCUGCGAAAUUUGUGGCGAGAGCUUCUUCUCGUCCUCGUCUUUGGCCACUCACCGGGUGACUCACAUGCAAAAGAAAAGCUGCUGCGACGUGCUUGGCGUCGGAUGCAGCGAUUUCAGUGUCCUCAAAAAUCAUCUGAGCAAACACACGGGAGAAAAACUUUUCUCCUGCGAGGUUUGCGGUAAAGGUUGUAGCCACCUGAGCGCUCUGAAGCACCACAUGCUGACCCACACGGGAGAGAGGCCAUACGUCUGCGAGACCUGUGGCAAGCGAUGCAGCCAUGCCAGCGCGCUUCAGAACCACAUGAGGGUCCACACCGGGAAGAAAGCGGGGCAGCAGCCCGUCUGCAGUGUGUGCGGCAAAACAUUCCGCUGCAUGGUCAAUCUCAAAUAUCACAUGAGCAUCCACACAGGGGAGAAACCUUACGCCUGUGAUCAGUGUGAUAAAAAGUUCAGCAACCCCAGCAAUCUCAAGUUACACAUGACGGUUCAUUCAGGGGAGAAGAGGUACGGCUGCAACGUCUGCGGAAGGAGGUUCACCCAGUCCAGCAGCCUGAAGCUGCACAGACGGAUCCACACAGGAGAAAGGCCGUACCACUGCUUGGUCUGCGGGAAAGGGUUCACACACAAUGGAUACUUCAAGAAACAUCAGAGGAGUCACCUGCCAGAUGGAGAUGGACAGUCUGAAAUAACUGAAGUGACAACCUAAAGCAUUUCACUGCUGUACAGUCACUUCCUGCACUUAUACACUGACAUACUGUAUACGGAAUCUCAGGCUGGCUAAUGUGAAUAAAUACUGUGAGAUGACAGAGAUCUGUCAGCAGUCAAAGAUUAAUCAGUUCUGUUCAUAGAGUUGUCAAUGCCUUUAAUAACCCUGGCAGUAUUUUGCCUUGAUUUCCUGUGUUGUCGCAAAUACAAUGCUGUUUUUGUCUGUUAUCCACAGGGUUUAAUAUUCCACCAGUACUGUUUCAGAAGCUUUUUGACACCAGACUUCGUUAACUUGCUUAGAUUUGGUCAUUUUUUCUUAGUUCAUGUGCUUCUGCCAUGGAUAAGGAGGCUACAUAGUUUGUCUGGUUCUUUUGUCUGGUAUUACUAUCUGCACAAGAUGUUUUAUUUUGAAAAAGUACCCAAAUUCAAUGCCAUUUCUGUCUGGCUCGAUCUGCUUUGUACUUCUUGAUACCACUGGUCGUGGCAUCUAUAGAAACCAACCACGUAUUCUCUACAGAGUAGAGAGAUGCUUCUGAAACACACUGCAGUGCUUCUGGUGGACUCGCAGACAUGGCAGAGAUAAACUCCAGUUGCCAUAUUACAACCGUGCCUGGUUGAAUUACUUUAUAAUAACAAUAUUAACUUUGUUCAUGUAGUUAUAUUGUCUAUAAAUUGUUUAUCACUAAAGUUUCCAGAAAAUGUUCUAUAA